UCCUGGCAGGGAGGAGGCUCGGUGUGUGUGUGUGAUCGAGUGUGCCUUUGUGUGUAUUCAUGUGUGGCUGUAUGUGUGUUUGUAUGCGACUGUGAGUGUGUGUGUUCGAGUGUGCCUUUGUGUGUGUGUUUCAGUGUGCCUUUGUGUGUGUGUGUGUGAUCAGGCUAAGUUGCCGUGAUCGGGAGAGAGCUCCAGCUCCAGCUUACCUUUGCACCACAGCCACCCGGCAGAGCCAGAAAGACACCCGGCAGAGCCAGAAAGACACUCGACGACAGCGACAGCCAGAGCCAGAGAGAGACUACUGUAGGCCAGGCAACAGGCGUGGGUCCAGGUCCAUGUUAUUUGUGUAACAGCCACCUGUCAGAGCCAGAAUUGGAGAGAGACUACCGUGGGCCAGCCAUCAGCCAGGUGUGGAUGUAUGAUGGUGCUACACCGGGUGAUCCAGGCAGCCCGGGCAGGCGAUCUCUCAGCCCUGAGGAAGCUGUCCUCCUCUGGGUGCCUCACGGUCUCAGCCUCCAUCACAGACGCCCAGGGGGCAGGCCCGGUGCACCACGCCGCUCGCUGCGGCCGCCUGGAAUGUCUGCGCUACCUGGUGGUGGAGGUGGGGCUGGCGGCCGACGCCCGGGCCCUGAACAGAGCCACGCCCGCCCACGACGCUGCCGCUACAGGCCACGCCCGGGAACUGCAGUGGCUAGUAGACCAAGGGGGCUGCAAUAUAGAGGACCAGGAUGCAGCUGGGGCCACAGCGCUCCAUCUCGCAGCUCGGUUCGGACGGGUGGAGGUCGUCCAUUGGCUGCUGUUGGUUGGUAGCGUUGCCGAGGAGACGACAGACUGCGGGGCAGUCCCCGCCCAUUACGCUGCUGCCAAGGGAGACCUCACCUGUCUGAAACUACUGGUUCACCAAGCACCUGGGUGUGUGAACCGUCAGACUGGUAUCGGUGCCACCCCUCUGUACCUGGCAUGUCAGGAGGGUCACCUGCAUGUAGUGGAGUACCUGGUGAAGGACUGUGGCUCAGACGUGCACCUCAGGGCCCACGAUGGCAUGACCGGCCUGCACGCUGCUGCACACAUGGGGCACCAUGCCCUGGUCAUCUGGCUGGCCACCUUCACAGACCUUAGCCUGCAGUGCCAGGACAGAGAGGGAGCGACUGCUCUUCACUUUGCGGCCAGUGGAGGGCACCAUCGCAUCCUGGAGAGGCUGCUCCGCAUGGGGGCAAAGGUCAUCAGAGACGACUGGGGGGGAACCCCUCUUCACGACGCUGCUGAGAAUGGAGAGCUGGAGUGCUGCAGGAUCCUGUUAGCCAACCAGGUGAGCCCAUCGGAGCAGGACAUAGAUGGGUUCACAGCAGCAGACCUUGCGGAGUACAAUGGACACUACGACUGUGCCGGUUACCUCCGAGCCGUGGAGACAUGCCAACCAGAGACAGAGGAGUACCCUCAGGCUCAAAACCCUGCUCCUCUGCCUGAACCUUCUCUACCCACCUCAUCCUCCUCUCAACCACAACCAUCUGCCAUCUCCAGUGUACAACAUGUUAUAGUGGCAUCAACAGUUGUGAAAACUUUAACUCAGCGCAGCAAGGAGGUGAAAACUGUCAAUCUGACCAAUGUUUCAGACAAAAACCUCCUGGCUGGUAAAAUCAACGGUGACCAAGGGCUCCUGACAGAAAUGAAGUCAACGAUUCGUUUGAAACAAUCAGAGCUAGUAUCCACACAAGCAAAUAAGAUGGUAGCGGAAGAGAGGACUGUUGAUCUCACCAAGGUUCAGCUGGGUGGAAAAAAGCUCCUUUGUGAAAUGAAAUCCUCACCAGCUGCAGUAAGUAAGAUGGUGUCGUUUUCCACAGAAGAGGUCAAACCUUCUGAACAGUCUACUGUUGAUCCGACCCAAAACGUCCUUGGGCUCGGUGGUAAAAAACUGCUCUGUGAAAUGAAGUCUCCAGAAGCUUCAACAAAUGCUAGUAAAAUGGUGGUGAGACAUACAUUUUCCGCAGACGGAAUCAGUCAGAACAAACCUCCUGAAGAAGUGAUUACUGUUGAUCUGACCAAAAACGUUACACUUGGUGGCAAAAAGCUCCUGACUGAAAUGAAGUCUUCAGCUGACGCAGUGGACACAGGUAAGAUACUGGUAAAGGCUGAGGUAAUAACUGUCGAUCUGGCGAAGGCUUCUGACAAAAAACUCCUGGUUGGCAAAAACCUGCUCGGUGACAACAAAUUCCUCGACAACAUGAAAUCCAUCACAUCUCUGAAACAGACAGAAAUAACCACAGUAGCUGUAGCACAAGCAAACAGGAUGGUAGUUCUGCCCACGGAAGAGGCCAACCUGUCAGACAUUGACUACCUGGUUCCCACCCAUGACGAGCGGGGUCGGCCAAUCGCUGAGUGGAAGAGACAGGUCAUGGUGCGUCAGCUACAGACCAGGCUAUUGGACGAGGAGGACCAGAGGAGGAAGGAGAAUGGGAACAGCACUUCCAAAGCGGUGAACUGGAGGUACUCCCAGGCCCACAACGCUAUCCUGGGCCCGUUUGGAGAGUUGCUGACCGAGGACGACCUGAUCUACCUGGAGAAGCAGAUCCAGAGCGUGUCCAACCAGAAAAACUGUGAAGGCUAUGAGACAGAGCUAGCUCGUCUGGCUGAGGAGCUCAGGACCAUCCUGCCAGCUCCCAUCGUCAACAUCACAGCCAGCACUCAGUUCAGAAACCCCAACCAGGAGUCUCAGGUCCCUCUGCCCGUGUGGUGUAACCGCAUCUCAGGCAUCGUAAAGAGCAUGUCCCUGCUGAUGGCCAACCUGGCAGACGGGCCGUACUCGAAGAUGCCCAACACAGAGCUAUCCACUGUGUUCUCCCAGACCCCAGACAGACCCACCUCUACUCGAGGGCGCAGGGAGAAGAUAGAGUCCGAGAUCCAACAGUUUGGGGUUUCUGUCCGGAAUCUGAAGUCCAACUUUGAAGGUCAUGAACAAGAAACAGAAGAAGAGGUCCACACGAUGUUAGCCAUACAGGAGGAAGGCAUGGGGUUAGAGGUCAGAGGAACACAGGAACAGCCCAAAGAGAUGAACCCAGCCCCUGAAGCUGUUCAGAACAGUGACUCAGGCAUAGCCUGUGAUGACAACAUGACCGACGUUAGGGAAACCACCAGUUUACGGAAGGAACGUAUUGUGGUGCUGUUCCUGGGCCACUGGAAGAAGUCAGCCUACACGGUGGCUCUGAAGACCAGAGAGGCUGAGAGCAGAGCCAGUGUGGUGGAGGUUGGUGGUAAACCUGGGGGGACAGAUGGGAGGGGACCACAGAGGGGAUCUCAGAUGCCUCUGGGACAUUUCUUCAAACAGAGGAGUGUCAUCAACAAGAUGAUUGGUGAUUGGAGGAGCAUGAUCUCCAGCGUUCCAUCUCGACAGAUCCGCCGUCUCCACCGGCAACAGGCACCAUACUCCCCUGAACAGUUCCUCCCCAAGGUGGACGGGGCGAUGGUGGACUAUGACAGCCUGACCCUUGACCUCUUUAUGCUGGGGUACUUCCACAUCCUGGAACUCGAACUCCCCGCGGACGAGAGGAAGAUGAGACACCUGCUGUGCUUUGAGGUGUUUGACCACGUUGGUCGUUUCACCUGGGAGAGCAUCCGGGAGUUCCACAAGGCCGUCAUGAUGGACAUCGAGGCUGGGAACCGUGAGUGGAAGGACGGCUUCGAGGACAUUAAGGUCAAGUUCUUUGGGAACGUGUCAACGACUCAGUCUGAAGUGCCAGAGGUAGAGAAACAACAGUUCCUACCAGAGGUCAGGCCUGUGCCCAAAGUCAUCCUCCAAACCCCGACACCAGAUGAAGGGGCUCUGAUUAAACAAGGAACAGACAUUUCCAGUUUCAGCAAUGAUGAGAUUUGCAAAUACAUAGACAGGAGUUUCACUUUCUGGAAAGACAAGGAGGCAGAGAUUUUUGAUUUUGAGUAGUAAUUGUUUUCACUGUACCUUUUUUUUUAAAUCUUUUUUUAAAUAAUUGGUAGUCUUCUGAAAUCAAGUUCUAGUUAUGUAGUCUGCUGAUAUCAAGUUAUAGUAAGGGAUUGGUGUACUGUAAGUGCAUUUUAUUCUGAGUGUGAAUACCUUUGUGUUCUUUGUGAAUAGUUGUAACAGCUCUUAUUAUUUAAAGAGAAAGCAAUAAGUAGGCCUACAGUAAACUUUCCAAUCUUAGAAACAGGUAGUCAGAUGUAUAGUACAAAGCUAUAACAUUAUUACAAUAA
Messenger RNA from Salvelinus namaycush (lake trout), 4221 nucleotides. Its product is annotated as espin-like protein. Gene Ontology annotation, molecular function: actin filament binding. The transcript is spliced from 15 exons. Gene Ontology annotation, cellular component: cytoplasm. Gene Ontology annotation, biological process: actin filament bundle assembly. The record is from RefSeq and is a predicted model, not a curated record. NCBI's taxonomy places the organism in Eukaryota, Metazoa, Chordata, Actinopteri, Salmoniformes, Salmonidae. The coding region runs from base 419 to 3934 and encodes 1171 amino acids.